CAAAGUCACGCCCACAGUCGUGGAGACGGGAGAACUAAUAUCAAUCAACGACCAUUUGGUUCUUUGACUUGCAGGGCAGCGAGAGAGAAGGUCACCAUGGUGCUGAACCCUGUGAUUUCCAAGCUCACUGGUAAACUGGUGGUGCUGGCCAGCGCCUCUCCCAGGAGACUGGAGAUUCUCACCAAUGUGGGCUUGCGGUUUGAGGUGGUGCCGUCCUGGUUCAAAGAAACCCUCGACAAGAGCCUCUUCAAAGCACCUCAGGAGUAUGCGGUUGAGACAGCCAAACAAAAGGCUCUUGAGGUGGCCAAGAGGAUGCCUUUUAAACACCUGAAAACUCCAGACAUUGUAAUUGGAGCGGACACUAUUGUGACUGUGGAUGGCUUGAUUCUGGAGAAGCCAGUGGACAAACAUGAUGCUUACAAGAUGCUGUCGAGGUUGAGUGGUAAAGAACAUAGUGUUUUCACUGGAGUAGCUAUUGUCCUCUGCCAUGAUAAAGAAAAUGAAGAGAUCGAUUACCAGAUGAUCGACUUCUACGAAGAAACAAAGGUCAAGUUUGCUGAUCUGUCAGAAGAUAUGCUCUGGGAGUACAUCAAUAGUGGUGAACCCAUGGACAAAGCUGGCGGCUAUGGUAUUCAGGCUCUGGGUGGCAUGCUGGUGGAGUACGUCCAUGGAGACUUCCUCAACGUGGUGGGCUUCCCUCUCAACCACUUCUGCAAGCAGCUGGACCUCAUUUACAACCGAACUCCUGCCUCCUUGGAUCAGGGAAGCGCCCCUGUGAGCCUGAGCCACGACCGCACGGAGACCACCGCGCCACACGCCAACCCAGCAACCGAGCCGAGCCACAGUGCCAGCUCUGCAGUCAAACAGAGCUCCUCGCCUCCCAGCCCCACAUCCAGCAGCCCUGCCGCCAGUCAAGUACACCACAAGCAAAGUAGCCCAUCGGCCAGCCCAGUUCAUAAGGUGAAAAGGAAGGUCAGUGAAAAUGAAAUGGGUGAGAGUUCCUGGACAUUGGUCAACAGCCUGUCUAAACAUGCAGACGGCAGACAGGCAGAGCUCCAAGAAUUUGAUGAUAGCACAUUAUCGCUGAAGACCAACAGAGGGCAUCUGAUGGAGCUUAAUUUGAUGGAGCACGAGGACAGUGUACAUAUCAGAGAGGACUUGCUGCGCAUGACUGAGCUGAUGGAUGGAUUCAAAGCUUCAAAGGCCUUGUUCACAGCCUCCAAGAUGCGUGUGUUUGACGUGCUGCACAGCAGGCCUGGGCUGGACGCGACACAGGUGGCCCAUGAGAUCAAAGCCUCUGUGAAAGGGACUGAGUGCCUGCUGGAGGCCUGUGUGUCUCUGGGACUGCUGGAAAGCAAAGAGAGAAAAUACCAGAAGCCCAUGUAUGAGAACUCGGACCUGGCCAGGCGGUUUUUGAGGUCAGAUGCUCCCCUGUCUCUGCAGGGCUACAUCCAGCACUGCAAUGAGCUGGUGUGGCCGCUCUUCUCCCACCUUGAGAGCGCUGUGAGGGAGGGAACCAACCAGUACGAGAAGGCCUUUGGCAGGAAGUCUGAUGAUCUGUUUCAGGAUGCCUACUACAGCAGACACGAAGUGAAACUGAGAUUCAUGAAAGCCAUGCACAGCAUGGCCAAAAUUACAGGAAAAGCUGUGGCAACGGCCUUUGACCUCUCUAGUUUUAAAACAGCGUGUGACCUCGGAGGAUGCACUGGUGCCAUGGCUUAUGAGUUUACCAAAGCCCACCCGGGGUUAUCAGUGACAGUGUUUGACUUGCCAGGUGUUGUUGACAUGUGUGGUCACUUCCGCCCACGGGACGCAGACAACAGGGUAUCAUUUGUAACAGGAGACUUUUUCAAAGAUGAGCUGCCCAAAGCAGACUUGUACAUCCUGGCGAGAAUUCUCCAUGACUGGCCCGACGAGAAAGUGCAUACGUUGCUGAGUAAAAUUUCAGAUGCAUGCACACCAGGCUGUGGACUCCUGGUGAGCGAGAUCUUUUUGGAUGAAGACAGAAGAGGCCCGUGUCGCGGGCUGCUCCAGGCCCUCAGCAUGAGCCAGGGUAAACAGAGGAGUGCCACAGAGUACAGUCUGCUCCUGAAGAGUCACGGCUUCACCGCAGUGCAUGUCAGACACACAGACAACCUCCUGGAUACUUUGCUCUGCAUCAAAGAGUGACCAAGAAACAAGAGCAUACAGAAGAUCUUGUGAUACAUAUUGUAGAAUAAACUUUCCAAAACCAAUACCAAGACUCAGGACUUAAUUUAAUAUGUGUGAGACAGUGUAAAGCUGCCUCUGUGUUUUUUAACAGUUAUUUAGCAUUUGAGACAGCGCUAUUCUCAGCAGCUGCACAAAUACCAUGGGUCAUGGAUCGUUACUGGUGAUACAGCAUAACUCACCAUGUCACUUGAACUGAAUGUUGCAUAAACUUACUCAAUGUUGUUGAGUAGUUCAGCACAACCUGUUUUGCUGAUGGUGUACCAUUUGAUACAGGACAAAUGCAAUGUGUCUAAUAUAUAGGCAUAUAAAGUAUUCUUAACUGAAAUAAACUCUAUUGUAGUGUGCAUUGUUGUAUGUGUUUUAUGGACUACAUCAGAAAAUAAAACAUGUAGUUUUGCAUGUUCUAAGACUAAGGGUAACUAUUUUAUCAUUUCCAUAUAUAUGAUGUUCUUGUUUUGGG
Messenger RNA from Myripristis murdjan (pinecone soldierfish), 2671 nucleotides. It is a transcript of the gene asmtl, whose product is annotated as acetylserotonin O-methyltransferase-like. NCBI's taxonomy places the organism in Eukaryota, Metazoa, Chordata, Actinopteri, Holocentriformes, Holocentridae. The record is from RefSeq and is a predicted model, not a curated record. The coding region runs from base 97 to 2169 and encodes 690 amino acids. Gene Ontology annotation, molecular function: O-methyltransferase activity; protein dimerization activity; nucleoside triphosphate diphosphatase activity. The transcript has 15 exons.